CAUUAAUUUUGUUUUCUAAAAUAAAUUAUACAUUUAUUUGAUUUGAUAAAACAUUUGAGUAUAAAAUAUUUGCACGUGAAAUGGAAAUAGCAAAAGAGUUAGUAUUGAAUUUAAAACAAGGCAAGCCAUCACAUUCAGGAUAUGGCUUGCAAAAGGAGUGCGAACUUCUCAUUAAUCACAUUUUACAAAACAUGGUGCUUUCCCAUCUACCGGAAUUAAUCCCAGAGGAAAAAAAUGAAGAGGAUUCGAUUCAAUAUAGAGAAGAAGGAGAUCAACACUUUGUUAUGGGUGAUGACGACGAAGCUAUAAAAUCUUAUACAAUGAGUUUAGCGUAUGCAAACAAUAAGGAACUUAUGUCUUAUGCUCAUGCAAAUCGAUCUGCUGCCUUAUAUAGAAAACAGAUGUUCAGGGAAUGUUUAAUAGACAUUGACGCCGCUUUAAAUCUUGGAUACCCGGAAGAAAAAAGAGAAAAGUUAAAAGAGAGAGGUGCUAAAGCGAUUGACGAAAUAAAAAAAAAGUUCGAGCUUAAAGUGAACGAGCGCGUCGAUGCGGAAUCGUUUAUGAAGUUGUGCUUAUCGGAUGAUACAAACAAUGCUCCUGUUGCUGUUAAAUAUAAGAAAGGGAGUGUGAAGCUUUCAGAAAUGGAAAACAAAAGUAUUGGCGUUAAUGAGGAUUCAAUUAACGGUUGUAAAAAAGAGGAGGAGAUACCUAAAGCUGAAGAAAAGAAACCAAGAUACUUGGCGGAUGAAGGUCCUUUGAAAUUAGCUUAUGGCCCCAGUAAAGAGGCUCCUGCUGCUAGCAAUGGUGUUGCCAUUGUCUUUUCUGAAAAGUACGGACGUCAUUUAAGAGCUACAAAAGAGUUUAAGCCUGGAGAUGUAGUAACUGUUGAAGACCCAUAUGAAUAUAUUCUUUACACACAAAGAUAUUAUACACAUUGUCAUCACUGCCUAUCGAGAAGUUAUAAUUUAAUUCCUUGCCUACACUGCCCUGUGGCGCAAUAUUGCUCGGAAAAAUGUAGGGAAUUAGCUUGGGAGAUGGCUCAUCAAAUAGAAUGUCCAAUUAUGGCGAUAAUUGGAAAUCUACUUAACGUCGAUAAAGAUAAAAUACGCAUGCUUACCAAAAUAAUUCGGUUCUUGAUCAUGGUUACAGGAAAAGGCAAAAAAAUGGAUGAACUGCGCGCAGACAUGGAAAUAGCUGAGCGUAAUCCCGGUAAAAAUGUUCAUGCUCUAUCGCUAGAAUGAAAAUAUGAAAUUAAGUUGAGCUGAAUGAUAUAAC
Ceratina calcarata is the source of this 1275-nucleotide messenger RNA. Its product is annotated as SET and MYND domain-containing protein 4-like. Lineage: Eukaryota; Metazoa; Arthropoda; Insecta; Hymenoptera; Apidae. The record is from RefSeq and is a predicted model, not a curated record. Bases 81 to 1241 code for a protein of 386 amino acids. The transcript is spliced from 3 exons. Gene Ontology annotation, cellular component: nucleus; cytoplasm. Gene Ontology annotation, molecular function: histone deacetylase binding.